Molecule: messenger RNA, 1302 nt
Organism: Vitis riparia (riverbank grape)
Lineage: Eukaryota; Viridiplantae; Streptophyta; Magnoliopsida; Vitales; Vitaceae
Product: naringenin,2-oxoglutarate 3-dioxygenase-like
Exons: 3
Coding region: 86-1186 (366 amino acids)
Source: RefSeq, a predicted model, not a curated record
AUAAGAACUUCUUCCAGAUUUCUCCUGGGUCCUUUCUCUCUCUAGCUUCUUUCUCUCUUUAUUCUCUCAGCUCUAAUAAGCAUCAAUGGAGCCAACAACUGUAGAGCCUUUCCCUUCUGAGACUCAAACCAGGCUUCAUCCCAGUUUCGUACUCGACGAGGAGGAGCGUCCCAAGGUGGCAUACAACCACUUCAGCGACGCCAUUCCCGCGAUAUCUCUCGCCGGUAUCGAUGAAGCCGAUGGCCGUAGGUUGGACAUUUGCCAGAAAAUUGUGGAGGCGUGUGAGGAGUGGGGGAUCUUCCAAGUGGUUGAUCAUGGCGUUGAUUCUCAUCUCAUUUCAGAGAUGUUUCGUCUCUCUGGAGAGUUCUUCGCUCUUCCUCCACAUGAGAAACUUCGAUUUGACAUGUCAGGCGGCAAAAAAGGCGGCUUUCUUGUCUCUAGCCACCUUCGAGGAGAAGCGGUGCUCAAUUGGCGGGAGUUUUUAACUAACUUGUCAUACCCACUUCGGGAGAGGGACUACUCAAUGUGGCCGGAAAAGCCGGAGGGAUUGACGGCAGUGAUGAAGGAGUACAGCGAGAAGCUCAUGGGUUUGGCAUGCAAGUUGCUAGAGGUGAUGUCUGAGGCUAUGGGUUUGGAGAAGGAGGCCUUGUUUAAGGCCUGUGUGGACAUAGACCAGAAGGUGUUGGUCAAUUUCUACCCCAAAUGUCCACAACCGGACCUCACUCUCGGACUCAGGCGCCAUACGGAUCCCGGUACCAUCACGCUGCUGCUUCAGGAUCAGGUGGGUGGGCUUCAGGCUACAAGGGAUGGUGGAAAGACUUGGAUCACCGUUCAGCCUGUUGAAGGAGCUUUUGUUGCCAACCUUGGAGAUCAUGGCCAUUUCAUGAGCAAUGGAAGAUUCAAGCGCGCGGAACACCAAGUGGUGGUAAACUCCAGCUGUGAUCGAUUUUCUAUUGCAACAUUCCAAAAUCCGGCACCAGAAGCAAUAGUUUAUCCUCUGAAGAUAGAAGAAGGAGAGAAGGCAGUGUUGGAGGAGGCCAUAACCUUCCAAGAGAUGUACGUGAGGAAGAUGAACUGGGACGUCAACCGUCCCUGGCUAAAGAAGCCGGUCAAGGAUCACCACUCUUCUGAUUUUGAUCAUCAAUCCAAACUGGCCCCCAAGCCUGCUGAGAAUAUUUUCGUUUAAACUCGACUGCGUUCUUCAUGUCCCGCUUGCGUUUGCGUGUUUGAACGUGCGUGUGUGUUUUUUGGCCUUUCCCUUUUUGUUGUUCUCCUGCCAAAGUUCUGUGUAGUGUGUACUCA